Messenger RNA from Coregonus clupeaformis (lake whitefish), 2722 nucleotides. RefSeq names its product cathepsin A (gene ctsa). Gene Ontology annotation, biological process: proteolysis. The coding region runs from base 110 to 1525 and encodes 471 amino acids. NCBI's taxonomy places the organism in Eukaryota, Metazoa, Chordata, Actinopteri, Salmoniformes, Salmonidae. Gene Ontology annotation, molecular function: serine-type carboxypeptidase activity. The record is from RefSeq and is a predicted model, not a curated record. The transcript is spliced from 15 exons.
ACGAGCAACAACCGCAAAAGUGAACACAUGAUUACUCCUUCCGUGAUCUGUGUGUGCAUAAGUACUGUGGCUGUUCUGUAACUACUUACGGCCUAAUUCAACGAAAAAAAUGUUUCAUUUGGUGUUGUCCCUGCUGUUCGGAGCAUUGGGGACUCUCGGGGCACCUGAAGUAGAUGAAAUAAAGUUCCUCCCUGGGCUUCAAAAGCAGCCUAACUUCAAACAGUAUUCGGGAUACUUCAAUGUGGCAGACAACAAACACCUUCACUACUGGUUUGUGGAGUCUCAGAAGGAUCCAGCUGGCAGCCCAGUGGUUCUGUGGCUGAACGGUGGCCCUGGGUGCAGCUCCCUUGACGGUCUACUCACAGAACAUGGGCCUUUCUUGAUUCAAAACGAUGGCAUGUCACUGGAGUACAACCCCUAUUCCUGGAACAUGAUUGCCAACGUGUUGUACCUGGAGUCACCAGCAGGUGUUGGAUUUUCCUACUCUGACGAUAAGAAGUACACAACCAAUGACACUGAGGUGGCCAUGAAUAACUACCUGGCCUUAAAGGAGUUCUUCAAAGCCUUCCCAGAGUACAGCAAGAAUGAGUUCUUCCUGACGGGCGAGAGCUACGGAGGCAUCUACAUCCCCACCCUGGCAGAGAGAGUGAUGGAGGACGCCAGCAUGAACCUGCAGGGUAUUGCAGUUGGCAAUGGGAUGUCCAGUUAUGAGAUGAAUGACAACUCUCUCGUCUACUUUGCUUAUUACCAUGGACUCCUUGGGACAAGGUUGUGGAUUGACUUGCAGGCCUAUUGCUGCGACAAUGGAAAAUGUGACUUCUACAACAAUCGGAACCCCAACUGCUCCAGCAAUAUUGAUGAGGUGCAGGAGAUUGUCUACAGUUCUGGACUGAACAUCUACAACCUGUACGCCCCCUGUCCUGGAGGAGUUGGCCAGAGAGUCAGCAUUGACAAUGGGCACCUGGUGAUUCGAGAUCUGGGGAAUAGUUUCAUCAACCAUGAAAGGACUCAACUGUGGAACCAGAAGCUGAAGGGUGUGGCGUCUCUGUACAAGCGUGUGAGGCUGGACCCUCCCUGCACCAACUCGACCCCGUCUACCCUGUACCUGAACAACCCCUACGUCAAAGCAGCCCUCCACAUCUCCCCCUCCGCUCUGCCCUGGGUGGUAUGCAGUGCUGAGGUAAAUCUGAACUACAACCGGCUGUACAUGGAUGUGAGGAAGCAGUACCUGAAGCUGUUGGGAGCUCUGAAGUACAGAGUGCUGGUGUACAAUGGAGACGUAGACAUGGCCUGCAACUUCCUUGGGGACGAGUGGUUCGUGGAGUCUCUCCAGCAGGAGGUCCAGGUGAAGAGGAGGCCUUGGGUCUACUACACCGGCGAGAGCCAGCAGGUGGGCGGCUUCGUCAAGGAGUUCUCCAACCUGGCCUUCCUCACCGUCAAGGGUUCAGGCCACAUGGUCCCCACAGACAAGCCCAUCGCUGCCUUUACCAUGUUCUCUCGCUUCAUCAAGAAACAGCCUUACUGAUCUGAGGCCUGCUGUGAACAAAGCCUGCAGGAAAGGCUCUUUCUCAUUUGAUUUGCACUAGCUCAUGGUGAAAAGCACUGGCUGGUAUCCAACGACCACUGACAUAUUCUCCAAGUGUUUUGUUAGCCUGGUCCCAGAUCUGUUUAUGCCGUUUCGUCAACCAUGGGAGUUGGCUGGCUAUACAGCACAAGCUGAUCUGGGACCAGGGCUAGUGUUUUUUGUAUGGUGUCCGCUUCGGGUGUUUGAUUCUGCUGUGAUAAGACAUGCUGCUGUAACCUGCCAGCUGAGAUUGAAUUAUAAAGGCAAUUGUGUGAUUUUAUGUAUUUGUCGAUUUAGGAGAAAUUCUAUUCCCCAUCACAUUGACUUCAGCUGUUUGCACUGGUUGAUGUUAUGUAUUCAGCGUUCCAUUGUACACAAGGCAAUGGUGGGGUGAAUCCUAACUUGCUCAAGUAAAAUUCACUUAGUCUCCCAUUGACAUCAAUGCAUGACUAAGUGGUGCUACCAACCUUUCAUUAUAAUGACAAUGAAACGUUUGUUCACAUAUUGUUCUCCAUAUAGUGUUAUUUUAAGAAUUAGUGGAUUAUCCCAUUAAAGAUGCAAUAUGCAGAAAUCACUCCGCCAUUUCCUGGUUGCUAAAAUUCGAAUAGUUUUGUCUAAAUGUAGUUUGUGACAACAAGCAGUCAUUGUACCAUCUAAACCUAUGUGAAAUAUAUUUUCAAUAACCACAAAUACUGUGUUAGAACCUGGUGUACAAAACCUGAAGUAAGAUGCAAAAAUGAAACUUAAGACCGGGAAGCAUAGAAAUAGCGCACAUGGAACAGAUCUAUGCUUCUUAGACUUGCUUUCAAUGAGUGACAGAUCUACAACGCACAUUUCUAUGUGAAUUUGGUCUGGUCGCCCAAAAAGUUCCAUAUUGCAGCGUUAAGUGGAAGUUGGGGGCAAAUCCUAUUUAAUAGCCUUAAAUACCUGCCUAUGGAGUCGGGAUCUGUUCAUGGUCAGGAAUUAUUUUCUUUUGGAAAACACCACCUAGAUGUACAGUAAAUCAUUGAUUAUAAUAACUUCAGUUUGUUACUACUAGUGCCUCAUCACAGAAAUAAAUACUUGUAAUCACUUUGAUCAAAAGGGAACAUGUCUAUGCUUAGCUGUAUUCACAUUGAUUCUGCCAUGGUUUUAUAAUAAACUUGACCAAUUUUUUCA